Coregonus clupeaformis (lake whitefish) is the source of this 2808-nucleotide messenger RNA. Its product is annotated as acid-sensing ion channel 4-A. The transcript is spliced from 11 exons. Gene Ontology annotation, cellular component: membrane. The record is from RefSeq and is a predicted model, not a curated record. Lineage: Eukaryota; Metazoa; Chordata; Actinopteri; Salmoniformes; Salmonidae. Gene Ontology annotation, biological process: sodium ion transmembrane transport. Bases 370 to 2109 code for a protein of 579 amino acids. Gene Ontology annotation, molecular function: ligand-gated sodium channel activity.
AUUAUUAAGUAGCCCCCUGCCUCUUUUAGCUUAACUCAAAAUGCUGCAUUUUCAUCUGUGGUCUGAAGCGGAGAGCAAGGGUGUUUUUUGGACAGCUGUAUUACUGCUGAUAAGCAAGACUCUGCGAGCUGAUCAAGUACUGAGACAAGCAUCCAGAGCAGCAGCACAGCAGCACUAGUCACUACGAGCAGUGGCAGUCAGUAGCAGCAGCAGGAGCAGGAGCAGCAACAGCAACUCUCUCGUGCCUUUUUCUUCUUCUUUGUGGAGUUGUAAUCUGUUCUGAGGACAACAGCCAGAGAAGACGGGACAAGUGGAUCAGGGCUGACAGCUGUCAUCAAAACAACCCCAAACGCAGACCUGGCUGCCCACAUGCCGAUCGAAUUUGUUUGCAAAAUCAAAUUUGCUGAGGAGGAUGAGAAGCAGAAAGGCAAGCAGGAUGGGGACAAGGAGAGCCUGAUUGAGGAGAGCUGCUCACCCCCAGCUAAAGACCUGGUCGGCUUCGCCAACUCCAGCUCUCUCCACGGGAUUAACCACAUCUUUGUCUCGGGACGCCUGGGCAUUCGGCAGACCCUCUGGGCACUUGCCUUUUUGGCUUCUCUGGCACUCUUUCUGUACCAGGCUGCAAAGUGUGCCAUCUCUUACCUGGAGCAUCCUCAUGUCACCGCUCUGAAUGAGGAAGCGAGCCCUGAGAUGGUCUUUCCCGCUGUGACCAUCUGCAACAUCAACCGCUUCCGCUUCUCUGCUCUCACCGACGCCGACAUCUACCACCUGGCUAACCUCACAGGUCUACCGCCAAAAAACCGGGAUGGUCACAAGCCCACUGAUUUGGACUAUCCUGCACCAGACAUGCAGGACAUCUUCAACCGGACAGGACAUCAGCUGGACGAGAUGCUGAAGAGCUGCAACUUCAGUGGACAGAACUGCUCUGCCGAGGACUUCUCUGUGGUCUACACCAGAUAUGGAAAAUGUUAUACUUUCAAUGGGAACAAGUCGACGUCCAGGAAAACCAAGCAAGGUGGAAUGGGAAAUGGCCUGGAGAUUAUGUUGGAUAUUCAACAGGACGAGUAUCUCCCCAUCUGGAAAGAGACAAAUGAGACGUCGUUAGAGGCAGGGAUCCGCGUGCAGAUCCACAGCCAGGAGGAGCCUCCAUACAUCCACCAGCUGGGCUUCGGAGUCUCCCCGGGAUUCCAGACGUUUGUUUCAUGUCAGGAACAAAGGCUGACCUACCUGCCCCAGCCCUGGGGGAACUGCCGCUCCACCAGCGACCAGAUGAUCCCGGGAUACGACACCUACAGCAUCAGUGCUUGCCACCUGCGCUGCGAAACCAGGGAGGUGCUCCGGGAGUGCAACUGCAGGAUGGUGCACAUGCCCGGAACUGCCGAUAUCUGCACUCCCAGUAACAUCAAGUGUGUUGACAAGGCGCUUGCCCUUCUCCAGAAGAGCACUGGGGACACCUGUCCCUGUGAGACACCAUGUAACCUGACCCGCUACGGCAAGGAGCUCUCCAUGGUCAAGAUCCCCAGCAAGGGCUCCGCUCGCUACCUGUCCAGGAAAUACGACAAGUCUGAGGAAUAUAUCAGAGACAACUUUCUGGUGUUGGAUAUCUUCUUUGAGGCUCUUAACUAUGAAACAAUUGAACAAAAGAAAGCGUACGAUGUUGCAGGUCUACUGGGUGACAUUGGAGGCCAGAUGGGCUUGUUCAUUGGAGCCAGUAUUUUGACAAUCUUAGAAAUAUUGGAUUAUGUUUACGAGGUGAUCAAGCACAGGCUGCAGCGUCUGCUGAGGCCACAGAAGGAUGAGAAGAAACAACAGGCGACCACUGUUGCAACUGUGGAUCUGCAAGAUAUGAAAGCCAAUAAGGAUUACAUCCCCCCAGAGGCAACUUCAAUUCCCAGGUCCCUCUCUCAUGAGGAACAAAUGUACUUCUCGAGUUCAUAUAAAAUCAUCCAAAAUCCUCCAUUUUCCCUACACGAGUCCAGUGAUAUGACCAUGACCAGAAGUCAUCCUGAAGGAGCUUACGCCAAUACGAUUCUACCGAACCACCAUCUCCCCCACCACGAAGGACACGAAGGACACCCACAUGGAGUGUUUGAGGACUUUGCCUGCUAGAGCCAGCGGCCAUCUUUCCAUCCUGAUGACAACAAAAGAUGUGUCCUCUCUGGGCUGGAUCGGGCAUCAAAACAGACCCUGGGACCUCAGUUCUAUGUAUUUCUUGCUGUCACCAGUGAAAAAGCUACAGCCAAAGUUGAACACCAAACCUGUGCUGCUAACAGACCACUUGUAUGUAGGCACAGAUUGGACCCCACAUUACUGUCCAGCUGGAGACGCCCACCUUCGAUCCUCCUCCAGUUGAAAGCUGGCCACUCUGUGAUUUCUAUACUGGUUAUUUUGGUACAUGGUCACCACAUGGGAACAAGACAAGGACUGCAUGUCAUCUUGAGCCAUCUUGAUGAAUUUAUACUCAACUCCAGUAUCUUGAUUUCUGUACCACUAUUCUCACUCAGUUCACUGUUUUGAAUCAUUGUAAAAUAUGUAAUUGUUUAAUGAGAUAUUAUAAUUUCCCCUCUAUAUUGUAUACAAGAUGAGUAUAAGACAAGUGGUCAUAUUCAAUCUAACCAUUAUAUUGAGAUCUCAACAAACAAAAUCAGAGGAAUUACAUUGAUCUUUUAACGUGUUAAAACCAUACUACCCUUGCUUUGAUUAUAGGGCCCAUACUGCAUACCAGCUAUAUACCAUUUAGUAUUUAUUAGGAUCCCCAUAGCUGCUGCCAAGGCAGCAGCUACUCUUCCUGGGGUCCAAGCAGGGUUA